Molecule: messenger RNA, 5478 nt
Organism: Linnemannia hyalina
Lineage: Eukaryota; Fungi; Mortierellomycota; Mortierellomycetes; Mortierellales; Mortierellaceae
Source: the annotation of a GenBank genome assembly
AUGCCCGGUAUAGGCAGCCGUAUCGAGAGCACCUCUCAGCUGGCACUCUGCAAGAGAUUGCUCUUGCAAGCUGGAAACCAGGAGCAACAGCGAAGUCUGACGGAUGCACAGCGAAAAUGGCUGGGGGAGGUAGUGAAGGAGGACAUUGAGCAGCGACAUAUACACGAGUUGUCGAGCACAGUCUUGGAGGAGUUCAUCAACAACAACAUCAAAGACUCAACAGCCAUCGCCGAAAUUUUGCUCAUUGCACCAACGCUGGACGAGGAACACUACCGUGUGUUGCUGAACGGCUUUAUCAAGGCGUUUGAGGAAGCCACACUACAGGAUACGUUCCUACUCCAAGGUCUGAUCCAGCUUGUCCAAUCAGCGACGGACGGUUGCCUUCACCAAGACGACUUGGUCCGAGUCCUGGCGAUCCUGAGGCAGCAACUGGAGAACACGCAUAUUCAGUCCAGUGAACACCCCUUCCAUCUGACCGUCGCUGUCGCUCGUGUGCUCGAUGUCAUGGCAGAACGCAAGGUCGAGAAUCUAGAUCGAGUGACGGAGCGCGAGCCGCUUUUGAAGAUCUUGAAUGUGGUCCGGGAGAGCCAUGACCCUUACCUCCUGUAUCAGGCCUCAUAUGCCUUCCAAGCAUUGCAGUACGUCCCGGACGAGGAAACCGCCCUUCAAGCCGUUCUGCGUCACACCGGCAACGUCGCGGAGGGAGUCAUCAAGGUCUCUGGUGUGGUUAAGAUAGAUCUUAACAAUCUCUUUGACGGUCUGACUAAACUCCAAAAGACUGUGAGCGAGACAUACGAUGCGGUGAAGAGUGGUUUCGAAGGCGUGCGCACCUUGGUCCAGGGUGGGCGAGGUGUCUUCGACUCUCUCAAACAGGGAUUGGGGUCUGGCUUCAAACGUCCUUGGUACCCCGCCCUCCGUGCCGCCGAUGUUCUGGUCCGUGGCGGUCGGCUUUACGAUUUCAAGAGCCUUGUUCUGGAAGCGCCAUGUCGACACGAGCCCGAGUUUCAAUGGGGGAUCUCUCAGCUGUUGGGAGAGAUCGCAAUGGAUCCUUCAUGGGACUACCCUGUGCGCCAGCAGUCAGCCACAUUUCUGAUCUAUUUACUCGAAUGCGGCAAAAGAUGGACCAAGGAUGACAGCGUCAGGCUGUGGAUGUUGACGAUCCUCCGCCACCUCAGGGACUCGCCAGACAAUAUAAUCAUAGGAGAAGCUCGCGGCAGGUUGAAGGACUUACUCAUUGUCAAGGACGACGUGCUCUACGACUCUUUUCCACUGGUCGACACUUUGCCUGAAUCCACUUCAUCACCUCUUCUCGAUCGCGUCCAGCCCACUGCAGCCGUCGAGCGUGACCUGGCCAACCUGAAACGAAUUCAGACAGAGGACUACAAUGGAGGGAUUUACAUCUCACCUAAUGCCAAGGCCAACUUGCUGGAAAAGGAUCGACUGUCCUUCCCGUUGAUGCCGAAGGUUAGGCGGUUCUUGAAGAGCAAGCAACACGUCUUUUUAUUGCUCGGCGACUCGGGAGCCGGCAAGUCAAUGUUCAAUCGACAUCUGGAGUAUGAGCUAUGGGGGAGCUACACGAAGGGCGGCAGGAUACCACUGCACAUCAACUUGCCCGCCAUUGACCGACCCGAUCAGGAUUUGAUCGCCAAGCAACUCGGUAUUCAUGGCUUCAAGUACGAACAAAUCAUGGAGAUGAAGCAGAACCGUGAGUUUGCGGUGAUUUGCGAUGGCUAUGACGAGAGCCAACUCCAAGCCAACCUGUACGGAUCCAACCAGUUCAAUCGACCGCUUCAGUGGAAGGUCAAGAUGAUCAUAAGCUGCAGGAGCACCUACCUCAGUCAAGAUUACCGAGGGCGUUUCGAGCCGGUGUCGUCUGACAAGUAUGCCCCUCUCCCUGGCCUCUUUCAGGAAGCUGUCAUCGUCCCAUUUUCGAGCGACCAGAUCACAGAGUAUGUCGGCAAGUUUGUGCACCUCAAGGACACCCGCAAUUUGUUCAUUGACCAACGAGUAUGGGAUGUGGAGGAGUACAUGGGCAAGCUUCGGAGCAUUCCCAACAUGAUGGAGCUGGUCAAAAACCCAUUUCUGCUGGUGUUGUCCUUGAAGUCACUCCCAUCCGUCUAUAACGACUUCCCCGAGGUUACCAAGUUCAAGGCAACCCGUGUAAUGCUCUACGACGGUUUCAUCGACCAGUGGAUCCAGGUCAACCAGAGACGAUUCCAGAGUGUUUUUCACUUGUACUCUUCCGAGGUUCAGGCUGAGUACGAGGAACUCGCCAGCGAGGGCUUUGCAGAGGCUGUGAAGAGCUACUCCAAGAAUCUGGCGGCACAUAUCGUCACAAAGAACGGCAACAACCCCCUUGUACAAUUUGGGAAAAAGGACAAAGGAACCUGGAAGGAGGGAUUUUUUGGACGCGACAUAAGGAGCAAGAUUCUCCGCGAGGCCAGCCCGGUGACACGUGUAGGCAAUCAAUAUCGGUUUAUUCACCGGUCGCUGGUCGAGUAUUUUUACUCCCUCGCUGUCAGCGACGAAUCCGAUCUUGCAGACUCCAACGCCGAGCCCACCAGUCCUGUCGAGCGUGCCGUUUCCGACUCCACCGUCAACAAAGCCCUGGCGACUUUCGGGGACGAUGAUAAUGUCGACUCUGGAGUAAUAUCGCCAGCAAGGGUCUCUUCUCCUGUAGGUGCUCCUUCUCCAACCAGGACGCCACCGCCAACCAGGGCGCCAAGUCCAAUCUGUGCUCCAUACCCGGCAAGGACGCCUUCUCCGGUCGAUGCCCCAGCUCCAGUCAGCAGCACGGAAUUAGCAGACACUCAUGCUCGUGUCGACACUCCAGACUCAGUGGAGAGCUCUUCCAGUCUCCUUUUCGAGGCUCGAUCCUUAGCAAGAGCUCCUUCCACAGUCCGAGACUCGGUUCCAAGCAGGCCGACAUCACUCCCACCCCAGAGUCUUUCUCCGACUAGGAUCCCUCCUCUCCCAGCUCCAGCCUUGACAGUACUUUCAAGACCACUCAGGAAACUAUCUUUGGGUCUGCCCAACCCAUCGCUUCAGAAAGUCCUUGUCAAGGAUCCGUCCACCCUUCAAUUCUUGGCUGAGCGUGUCCAACAAAACGAAGCCUUGAAACAGCGAUUUUUUGCAUCCAUUGAGCGCUCAAAGUCGGACUCCAGUGCUGCCGUCGAUGCCGCCAAUGCCAUCACCAUCCUAGUCCGAGCGGGAGAGCGGUUCAACGGGUUCGAUCUGUCCGGAGCCCGCAUUCCCGGAGCCGAUCUGUCUGGAGGAGAUUUUGAUUCGGUCCAACUGGCAGGAGCAGACUUGACUGGUGCGACGCUCACGAGGGCCUGGUUUAGACAUGCCAACUUCAUGGGCGCCCAGAUGAGGGAUGUGCAGUUUGGUGAGUGGCCAUUUCUCCAGAUGAAGGUUGAGGUCAACACUUGUGCCUAUUCGCCAGAUGGCCAGCUGCUUGCCGUUGGGUUUAGCGGAGGCGCCAUCACUCUAUUCAGCACCGAGACCUGGUUACGAGUGCGUGAUCUUGUAGGCCAUAACUGGACCGUCACCUACCUGUCGUUCUCUCCAAACAACGAACAGCUCGUUUCCGCAAGCGAGGACAAGUCGGUCAAGCUAUGGAAUGUCAAGACGGGUGUCCUCGAAAAGACGAUAGCUGACCAGUCCGAGACGGUCGCAUGUGUAGCCUACUCCCCCGACGGCACCCAGGUUGCCGCUGCCAGCCAUGACUCUUUUGUCCGCGUGUACGAUCUUGCCACGGUUAAUGUCGUACUGAAGCUAAAAGGACAUCUCGGUGCUGUCAAGAGCGUCACGUAUUCACCAAGCGGAGAUCUCAUGGCCACUGCAAGUUACGAUUGGACCGUGCGGUUGUGGGACCCUAAGACAGGACUUCAGACGCAUGUUAUGUGGGGACACUCGGCAUGGGUCACCAGUGUCUCGAUCUCCCCUGUCAAUAGCCUUGUUGCCUCGAGUGGACAGGACAUGACUGUGCGAUUGUGGAACGGUACGAAUGGCAUGCCUCUCUACAUUCUGAAGGGGCACACUGCGUUUGUCAAGAAGGUCUCCUUUUCUCCAAGCGGUCACCAACUCGCGUCUGCCAGUGGGGACCAUACUGUCCGCCUUUGGGAUGGCUUGACAGGGACCCCCGGACCUGUUCUUAGUGGCCAUACGAAGUCGGUUGUGACUCUGUCCUAUUCCCCCGACAAGGGCAAGGCCCAGAUUGCCACAGGAAGCUGGGAUUCGACUGUUCGUCUGUGGGAUACCAGUGCCAGCGCCCUUUUGAGCGAGCAGUGUCCAUCCAUCGGCAGCGUCGAAAAUGUGUCUCAGUCGCCGCCCAACGACCUCAACCGGACCCUGAACGGAGGCCAUUCAUCAUCAUCAAGUUUGGACACGAGACUCGAAUUUUCAACCGCGACUGGCAUAAACUCGAGCGACCAUACAUUCAGUUUCUCGUCGGUGGCAUGUUCGUCGGACGGUCAACUGGUCGCCACGUGUAGCAUCGAUCUGGUCCGUCUUUACAAUGCCAACACUGGUGCUUCCACUGCCGACCUGCGCGGUCAUAGCAACUCUGUUACCAGCAUAGCCUUUUCGCACGACAGCAUGUACAUCGUCUCUGGCAGCUACGACAAAACGGCCCGGAUCUGGAAUGUUCAGACAGGAGAGGGGGGACACACGCUAGGUGGACACACUGAUGCUGUUACCUCAGUUGCCUUUUCUCCGACGGGGGCUCAUAUCGCGACUGGAAGUGACGACCGCUCGGUGAUGGUGUGGUCCGCCCGAACUGGCAAGGUCUGCUAUAUCCUUCCUGGCCACGCCGGGGUUGUCAAGACCUUGAUCUAUUCACCCAACAAGCAGCAGAUCCACUUGGCCUCUGGAAGCGAUGACAACUACAUCAAGCUCUGGCAUGCACGCGAUGGUCGAUUUGACCGCGACCUGAGAGGGCAUGGCAACGCUGUCGAGUCGGUAUCGUUUACGUGUGACGGCAAGAUCCUAGCUUCAGGAAGUCGAGAUGGAACCGCGAGAAUUUGGGACGUUACUUCUGGCCAGACCACACACGAACUGACGGGUGCCACAGGACACAAGAGCGCUGUCACCGCCAUUGCCUUUUCUCCCAACAACCUCCGUGUAGCGACUGGAAGCUGGGACAAGACGGUCAAGAUCUGGGAUGUGCAAACUGGAGCGUGUCUGGUCACGGUGGAGGAGUUUGUCGGGGAGGUGAACAGCAUUGCAUGGAAACCUCUGUUCCCAACAGACAAUGGCAGUAUGUACUUUGUCACUGGAUGCGCAGACAAGUCGGUCAGGAUGUGGAAGCUGGUGGAGCAUAGUGACGGGUCCUGCAAGGUGCAAUUGUAUUGGAGGUCUGCUUUUGAUGGAUUCAUGGUCAAGUUAGCCAAUGUCCAGGGGGUUGUUGGGCUAAGCAACAACAAUGAGAGGCUGCUGGAUCAGAGAGGUACCAUUGGCGAGCCUCGAUGGCGCUAG